AUGAUAAUUUAAUAAAAAAACACAAUUCGGCAUUUAAUAGAGCAGAAUUAAGAAAUCAAAAAAUAUAAUCUUGUUAUCAAAACCACACAAGAUGAUAAUUUUCAAAUAUAUUUAAAUUCUUAUUUUGAAUAAUUCUAAUUGGAUACAUUAAUCUCCUAUACUUUAGGAAAAUUUGCCUUAAGCUGCAAAUAUAUGAAAAGCAAAUUAUUGAAAGAAAAUAUUUAAUUUCCUUCUGCGUUUAAAUUAGAUAUAAAAAAUGAUUCUAUUACUCGAAUGAAAAUGGAGCAUCCAAUAAUAGCAUCCCCUAAUUAAAGAUUAAUUAUGAAUCCUUAGUUUAUAAAUUAGAAAUAUUUAUUUGAGAAUUUAAAUUAUGAAGACAAUUGUUUAUAUCAUGAUGAAUUUUUAGAUGAAUUAUUGCUUACAUUAUUAUUUUGGGAAAUUCAUUUAAAAUUAUAAUAAAGGUCUUAAUCAGAUUCAUAUGAUAUUUUUAUUUAUCCUAAUCGAUGUAAUUUUUAUAUUGUAAAAAAUGAUCUAUACCCUUUUUUUGAGUCUAAUCAAACGAAAAUGAUGAACAUUUUACUUAAUACUUAAACUAUUUAACAUAUAAACCAUGAACUUGAAAUUUAGAAAGAAUAUUAAAUUUAAUUAUUUGAUGUUCAUCCUCCAGAUGAGGUGAUUAAUAAAGGAAUUAUAAUUUAAUUAAAAAAUUCUAAUUAAGACGAGGAAAAAACCUAAUUUACAGAAAAUUAAAAGACUUUUGAAUAUUUUAAAUAUGAUCAAGUCACUAUUACUCCAAAACCAUAUUAUUUUAUAUUUAGUACAUUAUGUGAGUUUGAUUAAAAUGAUGAAUUAAUGCAUAUAAUAGAUUUUAGUCCUUUAGAAUAACCUAAAUGUUAAAAAUGUAAAAUUGGUAUACAUCCAGAUGAUUUUGAAUCAUUUUACACAAAAAAAGGAUUACUUGAUGUUUGGGAAAAAGGCUAAUUAUAUUUACAAUAACUAGCAUAGUUUACAUCUCCAAAUUUUUUAUUAGAGUACUAAAAUUUUCAAAUAAUAAGAGAUUUAGAAAACUAAAACUUACAUGCUUACUUUUAUUAAAAAAAAGAAAAAUAAAAAAAUUAAAUCACAAAUUAAGAAUUAGUAGAAUUUUCAGACCCUUUAAAGUAAAAUGCUAACAUUUAGGUAAUUGAAGAAUUUUUUAUAUUAUAUAAAAAACUUUAAGUUAGUAUACCUUAUAAAAUAUAAGAUAUUAAAGUACCAGAUAGUUAGCAACAAUAUUAAAUAAAUGAAUGUCUUGAAAGUGACUAAGAAGGUGAUUGA
Molecule: messenger RNA, 1317 nt
Organism: Paramecium pentaurelia
Lineage: Eukaryota; Ciliophora; Oligohymenophorea; Peniculida; Parameciidae
Source: the annotation of a GenBank genome assembly